UCGAAAAAAAAGAUUGGGGUUUGUAUUAGGGUUUGUGGGAGUAAAAGAGAUCGUUUUUGUUCAAUUGGGGAAUAAUUAUUUCAGAGGAAAAACUUAUGAUUUGUAUCUCCUUUUAUUUUCAUUUCCCUCUUUAUUUUAAUUUUUUUUCAUAUUUUCAGAAAUAUCUGUAAUUGAAGGUUUCAACUUUGAGGAUAAACCUCUCUCUGCUGCUCCCAGUGAGGGUUUAUUGUUUAACGGUUAUUCCCUUCUGCAUCCUCAAUCCUGCGAUUGUUUUGAACUGGUUUGUGCUAUUUUAAAAGUGAAACAGACUGAGUGUGAACUGUUGACCUGGCAUGGCAAGCUUGUUGACAACAUCGGUCAUCAGCUAUUGUCCUGUGAACAAUGGUUCCAGGGGAUUUGGAAAGUCGGGGAAUUUUUCUAAAGGAAGUCAUUGCAUAAAAGCGGUGAAGAUAGAGAAAUCCUUGGAGGAAUUGUACAAUGUGAAAGUGGAAAGAAAAGUGUCUCCUGAGAGACUAACUGAGCUUGGAGUAUCAAAAUGGUCAGUGUGGAAGACUGGGAAAAGCAAGCUUCCCUGGGACUGGCAGGUAGACCAACUGGUGUACAUUGAAGAAGGGGAAGUGAGAGUUGUGCCUCAAGGAAGCAAGCGUUUCAUGCAAUUUUUGGCUGGAGACUUGGUCCGGUACCCAAAGUGGUUUGAAGCUGACCUCUGGUUCAAUGGCCCAUAUCAAGAACGUUAUAGUUUUAGAGCAUAUGGUGAUGAUUAAAGUAACAUCCACGUCUUAUCUGGAUGUUUCAAGUAAUUGAUGUGUUAUGUAGUUUUAGUUGUCCAGUUCUAAUUGCAAUGUCAACAUAUUUGACUGAUUGCGAUACUUCACUCUCUUCUAAAAGAUUUGGUACUAAUUGCU
Messenger RNA from Vigna angularis (adzuki bean), 905 nucleotides. RefSeq lists its product as uncharacterized. Lineage: Eukaryota; Viridiplantae; Streptophyta; Magnoliopsida; Fabales; Fabaceae. The coding region runs from base 333 to 764 and encodes 143 amino acids. The record is from RefSeq and is a predicted model, not a curated record. The transcript has 2 exons.